AUGACGCGGACACGGCAUGCAGCGGGGCGAACGUCGCUCCUCGCGGCGACACUCGCGCUCCUCGUCCUCCCUUCAUUCGUCUCGGCAGUCAAGUUCUCCCUCACGGCUCACCACAACCCGAAGCCAAAGUGCCUGUGGAACUAUGCCAUGAGCGACACGCUCGUCGUCAUCUCGGUCUCGUCGCCUGUUACCGGCAACGACUUGCAGCGGCUCGACAUGGAGGUCGUCGACGGCAGCUCGAGCAGGAACACGUACCAGGCCAAGCGGGGGCUCAAGGGAGAGACGCGGAUGGCCAUCACGACGCAUGCGGACGCAGACUUGGGCGUGUGCUUCCGCAACGUCCUGGAUCCUUCCGUUCCUGAGCACCAGGCCAACAAGUACGAGCGCCUGAUCGACCUCGACGUCGACAUUGGUGCCGAUGCGGUCGACUACAACGCCAUUGCCAAGCAAGAAUCCUUGUCAGGUCUCGAGGUCGAGAUGCGCAAGCUCGAGGGCGUCGUCAAGGAGAUUGUCGACGAGCUCAACUAUUUGAAGCGGCGCGAGAUGCGCAUGCGGGACACGAACGAGUCAACGAAUGCUCGCGUCAAGAACUUCUUCUACCUCACCUUCUCGACCCUCAUCCUCCUCGGCGUUUGGCAGGUUGUUCACCUGCGAAGCUACUUCAAGAAGAAGUACCUCAUCGACUGA
Messenger RNA from Rhodotorula toruloides NP11, 687 nucleotides. Its product is annotated as ER to Golgi transport-related protein. The transcript is spliced from 4 exons. The coding region runs from base 1 to 687 and encodes 228 amino acids. Gene Ontology annotation, biological process: endoplasmic reticulum to Golgi vesicle-mediated transport; Golgi organization; intracellular protein transport. Lineage: Eukaryota; Fungi; Basidiomycota; Microbotryomycetes; Sporidiobolales; Sporidiobolaceae. Gene Ontology annotation, cellular component: COPII-coated ER to Golgi transport vesicle; Golgi apparatus; endoplasmic reticulum-Golgi intermediate compartment. The record is from RefSeq and is a predicted model, not a curated record.